CCGAAGUACCGCGUCCUUGUUUUCCCCGGCGCGCUCGCUGGCCGUCCUCAGUUGCUAAGUAACCUCCGCAGGAGGGGAGGUGGAGGUUGCGGCUGCUACAUCUCAGGUUGCCGCUAGCGUUACACUAAAUGAAGCUGGGCUGUUUUUACUCGCAAAACUAAGCGGGCUUUGGCGAAGGAGGAUGGACGAGGGCACCGAGUUGUCUCUGACCAUCGCUCAGAUCGUGCAGCGGCUGAAAGGAAGCCAUUUACACUCUCAGAUAGAGAGACAAGCCAAAGAGUGUUUACAUCAUCCUGAGAUAAAACUGGAGUCUCUCAAAGAGGACGUACGCAGUUUUCUCAAAACAUCAGGCUGGGAAAGAAAGCUGCAGAAUGCAGUGUACAGAGAACUGCAUGUCCAUCUGCCCCCGAGCCAUCCCGCGGCUCCUCCAGAGCAUGUCAAAGAGCCUCUGGCCUACAUGCGCAAGGCACAGACCAGCUGGGAGAAGCGUGUCCUCAAAAGCCUGAACAGCAUGAGUACAGAGCUGGGAGUGCCUCUGGCCCGGAUGAGGCCUGCAGUGGAGCAGAAGGAGCUCACCAACAAAUGGAACGAGAUGGGCACAGAUGAACCAGAUUUAAGCCGCUUUAGGCCUGUCUAUGCCCCCAAGGACUUUUUGGAGGUGUUGAUCAGUUUGCGGAACCCCAACCACGAUAGCAGCGAGGAUGUCAGCACCAGGAGCCACUGGGGUCUCAUCCAGGUUCCCCUCAAUGUCAGGGACAUCCCACAGUUGAGACAGGUCUACUCAGAGCUGAACCUGACCACAGGGCAGUUGGGGAUUGACGACCAUGCACAUAUACGUCCAGACUUGUUUGAAAAUGAGUAUGUUCAAAUCGGGAAAAAAGUGGUCGUGGAUCAGGACAGUGCAGCAGCACAGCAGUACAGUAGGCAAGGCUGCCCCACCGGGCUCCGGGCAGACCUGUGGGCCCUCAUCCUGAACUCCACUAACCAGCCACCGGAUGUGAUGCAUUAUGAACAGCUAAAGGCUGGAGUCAUUCAACACGACCUGCUGGUGGACAACCUUAUCUAUAAGGAUGUGAAGCUCACGGCCAGUAAUGACGACUACUACUUUGUGUUUGAAGAUUUCCUCUAUCAGAUUUUGCUGUGUUUCUCCCGGGACACCGCCGUAUUGGAGCACUUCAAAUACAACAGUGCCACUCCUCCCAAAUCCUACAUCCAGGGGAAAGUGGGAGAUGAGGAGUGUGCUGUUGUUUAUCCUCCCAACGGUGUAAUCCCUUUCCAUGGGUUUUCAAUGUAUGUGGCACCUUUGUGUUUCUUGUACAACGAGCCGUCCAUGCUGUAUAGUGUAUUCAGGGAAAUGUACAUCCGCUACUUCUUCAGAUUACACUCCAUCUCCUCUUCUCCGUCGGGUAUAGUGUCUUUGUGUCUGCAGUUUGAGCGGCUGCUCCAGACCCACCUGCCUCAGCUCUUUUAUCAUCUCCGUCAGAUCGGUGCACAGCCGUUGCGUAUUGCCUUUAAGUGGAUGGUGCGGGCCUUUUCUGGCUACCUGUCUACUGACCAGCUGCUCCUUCUCUGGGAUCGAAUCCUGGGAUACGACUCACUGGAGGUAGUUGCAGUUCUAGCAGCUGCUGUGUUUGCCUUCCGUGCAGAGAACCUGAUGGAAGUGACGUCACUGGCCUCAGCUGAGGCUGUCCUUGCUGACCUUUCAACUCUGAAGGUCAUGCCGCUCAUCCAGAUCUUUCUAUUUGCCACCGCCAUCUGAGGAGCGCCAAGACCACAGUAUGAGUCGUGGUAUGUACUGCACAUACCAAUGGAGGAUAAAGAGACACUACAAAAAUGCCACUUUGCUAUGUCAUAACUGCACCAACAUGACUAAAUCAUCUAUCAAGAAACAUCAGACUAUAGUGUGGGAUAUCAAGGAAUAACAAAGAAAAACCUACAUAGGCAUUGAAUGAUUCAUCUUGCAGUGGUUCAAGCAAAAAGCCAAACCCCUCUUUAGCAUGUAUGCACCAUAAAUAGUAAAUACCCUGUAUCAUGUUAUUAGAUAUUAUACAGUAUAGCCUACAGACCAGUAAGGUUAAGCUAACCUCCAGGAAAGAUGAUACACACAGCAGUGCUUGGAUCAGCUUAGAAGGCUCGUUGGGAGUUGAAUUGCAUGAAGCAGUAAUUGUAUUGUGAUAGCAGCAUGCGAGAGAGAACAACAGUAUCGUCUCCAAGCUUGGCUAAUGAAGUGUUAAUUAGCUCUUGCAAUUUAUUCUGCUCUGUGGCUUCUGCUUGCUGUAGCACUGUUAGAUAAUGCUGCUGCUGAUGACUGAGGAGAUUGAAAGCAUUAGUCUGUGCCAGCGUGUUGAGAGAAAGACACAAACUGAAUUAAACUAACUCAUAUUAUUAGAAGCUGCUGUGUAUAAACAUAAUUUAUUGUACUUAUGAAGGAAUUGCUUAUCACUGCACUCUUAAGGGAAGUUUAGCACCUUCAAUGCCAGUAUUUAUUUUUUUUCAUUGUGGACAUUUUGUGGUUGUUUUUCAGUUUUAAAUUAUGAAUUUAAUGCCUGAAUGUACUGUCCUGAUUAAAAAAUCACCUGGUUUAAAUACAAUCAAAUCCUUUUUUCUUAAUUAUUAACAGUACGCUUUGCCAGUCAAUGCCAA
Molecule: messenger RNA, 2643 nt
Organism: Xiphias gladius (swordfish)
Lineage: Eukaryota; Metazoa; Chordata; Actinopteri; Istiophoriformes; Xiphiidae
Gene: tbc1d19
Product: TBC1 domain family, member 19
Exons: 21
Coding region: 182-1759 (525 amino acids)
Source: RefSeq, a predicted model, not a curated record